Messenger RNA from Brassica rapa (field mustard), 2675 nucleotides. Its product is annotated as probable cysteine protease RDL3. Gene Ontology annotation, biological process: proteolysis. The record is from RefSeq and is a predicted model, not a curated record. Gene Ontology annotation, molecular function: cysteine-type peptidase activity. Lineage: Eukaryota; Viridiplantae; Streptophyta; Magnoliopsida; Brassicales; Brassicaceae.
CUCCAACGUAACAUCAAUGAGUCUUUUGGGAAAUAUGCUGUAGCUAUGAUGGCUUCUUACCCGACCAAGUCGGUCUCAUCAUUUGAAUUGUUAGCUGAGGUUUGAUCUGGUUUUGCUGUAAAUUGUGUGUUUAAGAACUGAUUAGAUAUUUAUACUACAUAAUCCAGUUGUGAGGACUUUCAGAUGCUUUGAGGUGGGAUCUGGAACGUGAACCUCCUUUAUUAAAUAAGAACACAUCUGAAGUUUUGUUAGUGUCUCAGCCAGGUUGUUAGCCAGCUAGAACCUUGGUAAACAUGUAUGCAUGAUUUGGAAGAAGAGUAUACUUCUUUUGUGACAUUAACACGUCCUUCUUCCAUGUAAUGCGUCUUCACGGUCUUUUCAUGGUGGACAUUGUUCUUGGACAAGAUAUAGUACUAUGAAAAUAGCAAAAUACCAUUACAUGCUUGAUUGCUUGGACAGUAAUCUAAUUCUCCCAACAGAACCUUAUUAACCAAGUUUUUUGGGUGAGUAUAAUAUUUGGGAUUGGUAACCCAAUACAAAAUCCGUUCCAAUAAGAUAUUCAAAAUUUAUGUAUUGGGGUCUAAAUAAUUAUAUUUCAAAAUCAGCUUCCAAAUGGUGACUGCGGGUUGAGCGGUGCGGGAUAAGCGGUUUAGUUGCGGUGCGGUUCUAACAGUUAUAAAAAUGUAUAGAUAUAUGAUAUAUAUAAAGAUUUUUAUUACUGUUAACUACAGGGAGGGGCGGGAAGCGGGUUACCAUUCGAAGCCUCAGGGUAUCUAAAUCAAAAUCAAAGGUAUAUACUUUCAUAUACAUAUAUAUUAUAAAUAAUUUUUUUUAAAAAAAUAUCACAAAACUUGUAAAAAUAGAGUAGUAUCUUGAAUAUCUAUGCUUUUAAAUAUUUAUAAAAUUACGGCAUUUAAAAUUAACUGUUUUCUAUAUUAUAUUUUUUAAUUAAUACUUAUAUAUUUUAAAAAUAAGUUAUUACUCUUAAGUAAUUUAAUAAUAUAUUUCAGUAUUUUAUCAUACUGCAUCGGACAAGAAGUAAUCACUAAUUCAUGCUUUGUUCAUUCCUCUUCUUUUACUAAUAAGAAGAACACCAUUGGCUAAGUAGGUCAGACUGAAUUUUUGACAUUAUUUUUCUGUAACCGGUGAAACAAAACAAUAUAAAACUGAAUUUCUCGGGAGUAUCAAUAUUAUUCACAUGUGAUGUGACUUUUCUUUCUGUUUUUCCAUAAUAGAAUAUACAAACAAAUAUAAUAAAAAAUGAUGGCACCUACUAUGAAAAGCAUAUCUAUGAUCCCUCUCGCUCUCCACUAUCUAUCGUCGACGACAAAAACUUCCCACGCUAUAAACCCUUCGCGCAAUAGUUGCAGAGAUCUCAAGAAGCAAAAAGAGAAAACAAUGGUUAAAACUAUAUCUCUCGUGAUCCUCUCCGUGUUACUACUCUCCUCGUCUCUCGGCAGCGCUACAGCGACGGAGACGAAGCAGAGCCAGGAGGAAGUGCAGCGUAUGUACGAGCAGUGGCUUAUGGAGAAUCGGAAGAACUAUAACGCUCUUGGAGAGAAAGAGAGACGGUUCAAUAUCUUCAAAGACAACUUAAAGUUGAUAGAAGCACACAACUCUGUCCCGGACCGGACUUACGAACUCGGUUUGACCCGGUUUGCGGAUCUGACGGAUGAUGAGUUUCGAGCUAUUCACUUGAGGGGAAAGAUGGAAGUGACAAGUGAUCCAGUGAUAGGAGACAGGUAUUUGUACAAAGAAGGAGAUGUUUUGCCUGACAAAGUAGAUUGGAGAGAUGAAGGUGCAGUUGCUCCAGUCAAAGAUCAAGGCGACUGUGGAGGUUGUUGGGCGUUCUCGGCGACUGGAGCGGUGGAGGGUUUAAACAAGAUCAAGACAGGAGAAUUAGUAUCUUUGUCGGAACAAGAACUCAUGGAUUGCGACAGAGAGGGGGAUUCCGGAAACUUUGGAUGUUUAGGAGGUAGCGCAGCCAACGCUUUCGAAUUCAUCAUCGAAAACGGUGGUAUUGUAACGGAUAAAGUUUACCCUUAUACUGAAAAUGAUACUGCCGCAUGCAAGGCCAUUGAGAUGGUUACCACUCGAUAUGUUACAAUUGAUAGUUAUGAGGAUGCUCCUCAUAACGAUGAGAUGUCUUUGAAGAAAGCUGUGGCUCAUCAACCUAUUAGUGUUAUGGUUGAAGCAGAAAACAUGAAACUCUACAAAUCUGGUGUGUUUACAGGACCAUGUGAUCAUUGGUAUGGAAACCACAAUGUGGUAGUCGUGGGGUAUGGAACGACAGAAAGAGGUGAAGACUACUGGAUUAUUCGUAACUCAUGGGGAGCAAACUGGGGUGAAAGUGGAUACCUUAAGCUCCAGCGUAACUUCCAUAAUUCAACAGGGAACUGUGGAGUCGCAAUACGGCCUGUAUACCCACUCAAGUCCAACUCGUCAUUUGGUUUGUUGUUGUCUCCAAGUAUGUUUAAAUUGGGGGUUUUAUUUGUUUUAAUUGGUUGGGCCUUGUUGUGAGAUAGACUUUGCCAAAGCUCUAUCCAAAAGCUGGGUGUUUGUGUUGUUUGUUAUCUUUAAUUUAGUUCAAUCCUCUCAUCGAGGGUUUUUGAGAAUUAUCUUUCAUGUUCUUCCAUUGUUCAGAAUUAAUUAAAAAGAGAGAGACGUUUUCCUUC